Ceratina calcarata is the source of this 1628-nucleotide messenger RNA. Its product is annotated as torsin-like protein. The coding region runs from base 22 to 1068 and encodes 348 amino acids. Gene Ontology annotation, biological process: cellular response to misfolded protein. The transcript has 3 exons. Lineage: Eukaryota; Metazoa; Arthropoda; Insecta; Hymenoptera; Apidae. Gene Ontology annotation, molecular function: ATP hydrolysis activity; ATP binding. The record is from RefSeq and is a predicted model, not a curated record.
UCUUACGAAUACCAAUGUAAAAUGAAUUUUGUUAGCACUCUGUUAGUAUUAACUAGUACUAUUUUAGUAAUGUUUUGUACAAAAUGUGGAUCUUAUUUCACCUUACCGUUUUCGUAUGGAGCUCACAAAAUCUAUUCUGGAGCAGAAUUUGUGAAAUGUAGUUUUGUGGAAUGUUGUACAGACGAAUAUGUCUCUCCUGAUAUUGAUAAGUUAAAUGAUAUCCUGAUUAAAGAGCUUUAUGGACAAGAAAUUGCUCGUCAGGCAAUUAUAAAUGCAUUACGUGGACACCUGACAACAAAUCCUCCAAAAGCUUUGUCUAUGAGCUUUCAUGGACCACCAGGAACUGGAAAAACUUAUAUAAGUCAACUGAUUGCCAAGUUCCUUUACAAAUAUGGCGAAGAAAGUAAAUAUUUUCAUUUUUUUAAUGGCCGCAAUGAUUUUCCAUUAGAAUCAAAAGUAGAUGAGUACAAGGAAGAACUUUACAAAAUCAUCAUCAGUGGUUUAGAUAAAUGCGAAAGAUCGAUGUUCGUAUUUGAUGAAGUGGAUAAAAUGCCAGAGGGCUUACUGGAUGUUCUUGUGCAAUUUUUGGAUUAUAACACAUCGAUCAAAUCAUGGAGAUAUACAAGCAGUUCUAUAAACACAAGAAAAGCAAUUUACAUAUUUUUAUCGAAUACAGGCAGUUCUAGGAUUAUUCAAUAUCUGUUAACACUUUGGCAACAGGGCAAGUCGAGACAAGCAGCUAGACUUCAAGACUUCGAAUAUUUAACAAGUGUCGGGGCAUUUAACGAGAAAGGUGGUUUUCACCAUAGUGAUGCGAUACAGUCGAACGUCAUAGAUCAUUACAUACCUUUUUUACCGCUCGAGGAAACACAUGUGAGAAAAUGUCUAGAGAAAGCUUUUAUAAAUAGGGAUGUAAACCCUACUAGUGAAAUGAUCGAGGAGGGAUUAUCGUACGUGAUUUUCGGCCCUCCUCCGCAUAAUCUUUAUGCAACUGCUGGUUGUAAACGAUUAGAACAAAAAGUGGCUUCUAUUAUAUAUGCUAAGAAAACAAAACGUACUGAUCUUUGAAGAUACACAAUGGUUUUCUCCUUUUUAUAUUAACAUUUCAAUAACAUCUAAAUUUUAUUGAUUAUUCUUAUUGGCACAAUCAGAAUUUGUGUAACAGUUAAAAAAAUAGUACGACUAAUUUGUUACAACAAUACACAUAGCGGUCGUUUAUAUUUUUACGUGUGUAUGUUUACAGUUCCGAAGUAGCUAAAAUUUUUUAUCAUUAACAGUACAGAAUUACAUUAUAUACAAUUGAGGCCUGGCAAUUGACUUAAAAAUCUAGUCAUGAAGGAGAAAGCUGUCUAGAAGUAUAAUCAUUUGGCAAUACGUUCUUUUCUGUAUGAUUUCUAAUAUACAGGAACAGACAACUUCGAUCCUUAUGACCUUUUCCUUUAAACAUUAUUCGUACUGUUACAUCGUACUGAAAAAUAAUUAUAACUCUUCGCAUCUAUACAAAUAGGUAAAUAUAAUUGUGUCUGUGAAUUCGGUUCCCGUAUAUGAAUACGUACUUUCUGUUUAGGUAAUUGUGAUAUAGUACAAUUUCAAGGAAACUGCAAAAUAAAUUGUUAUUUUUAUAAUGA